GCGACGGGCCGGACGCCUCCCAGCUUCGGGAUGAAUUAGCCGCGGGUUCUGUUCGAAGGUUGUGACCCCUCCCCCCCCCACGUAUUCUUCAGGUCGCCCACGCGUCCCCCACGGCGACACUCGCUGUUCUCUGCUGGUCACAGGGAACCAUUAAAUGGCCAGUGGAGGUGAGUGGACAGCACCUCACUGUGGUGGCUUUACCAUCAUCUCCUCUCUGAACAUGGGCUUUGCACGUUCUGAAACCUGAUUUCCUUGCUUCAUCCAGAGCUCAUGACCUCGUUCAUGCCAAUGAAAUUCAUAAGAACCAUGGUGUCAUGGAAAGGGAUUUACUUCAUACUCACUCUGUUUUGGGGAAGCUUUUUUGGAAGCAUUUUCAUGCUGGGUCCCUUCUUACCUUUGAUGUUUGUAAACCCAUCUUGGUACCGCUGGAUCAACGACCGCCUCGUGGCCGCCUGGCUCACACUGCCUGCGGCAUUGUUGGAGACCGUGUUUGGUGUGAAGGUGAUUAUAACAGGUGAUGCCUUUGUUCCUGGAGAAAGAAGUGUCAUUAUCAUGAACCAUCGGACAAGAAUGGACUGGAUGUUCCUGUGGAAUUGUCUGAUGAGAUACAGCUACCUCAGACUGGAGAAAAUUUGCCUCAAAGCCAGUCUCAAAAGUGUUCCUGGAUUUGGUUGGGCCAUGCAGGCUGCUGCCUAUAUCUUCAUUCAUAGGAAAUGGAAGGAUGACAAGAGCCAUUUUGAAGACAUGAUUGAUUAUUUCUGUGAUAUCCGUGAACCACUUCAACUCCUCAUAUUCCCAGAAGGGACUGAUCUCACAGAAAACAGCAAAGCUCGAAGUAAUGAUUUUGCUGAAAAGAAUGGGCUUCAGAAAUAUGACUAUGUCUUGCACCCAAGAACCACAGGCUUCACUUUUGUGGUAGACCGUCUAAGAGAAGGGAAGAACCUGGACGCCGUCCAUGACAUCACGGUGGCCUACCCUCACAACAUUCCUCAGACGGAGAGGCACCUUCUCUACGGCGACUUCCCCAAGGAGAUCCACUUCCACGUGCACCGCUACCCCGUGGACACCCUCCCCACCUCCACCGAGGGCCUUCAGCUCUGGUGCCACCAGCGGUGGGAGGAGAAGGAAGAGAGGCUGCGCUCCUUCUACCAAGGGGGGAAGAACUUUCACUUCACCGGCCAGACUGUGAUCCCACCUUGCAAGUCUGAGCUGAGGGUCUCUGUGGUCAAACUGCUGUCUAUACUUUACUGGACCCUGUUCAGCCCUGCGAUGUGCCUACUCAUAUAUUUGUACAGCCUUGUUCGGUGGUAUUUUAUAGUCACCAUUGUUGUCUUUGUGCUACAAGAGAGGAUAUUUGGUGGACUGGAGAUCAUUGAACUUGCAUGUUACCGUUUUUUACACAAGCAACCAUAUUCAAAUGUAAAAAAAAUUAAGUGAGCUCCUAGGGUAACAACCCAAGGGUAUUUUGCAGAUAUGAUCGGGCCUUUGUAAAUGGAGGUGCAUUUUUGCAUGACUAUGUCAGAUAUUUCUACUACCAUCAUUAUUUGUUAAAAGAUAUUUUGCACUUAGUUUUGUGGGAAAAUAUUGCUACACAUGAUUUUUUUUAAAUAUCUGAAUGUAAUUUCAAUACGCGUAGCAGGGAGCGAUCGCUGUGAAAUAACUCGGGCCAGAGUUUUAUUAAGCAAUCGCCAGGCUGUUAAUAAGCAAGGUACACACACAUGAUUUUCCUAAAGGCUCAAUCCUAGUCCCUAACCAAUUCCCCAACCAACUCCCCAGAAAAGAGGCAGAUCUGGGGCUUGGGAGAACUGGCUCCAGUCACGUGCUGGCCCUUGACGAUUGAGGUGAGGACCCUUCUUCCCAGCUCCCUACCUCGUUACUGUCCCCAUGCUCAUUUCUAAGCCAAUCAGACCAUUGCAUCCUUCCUUAAGGCCAGAGACAAGAAACCCUUUGUCCUUAAAUUAACCAUUUUGAUAGGAAGCCCUUCAUUAUUCAUAAAACCUUGACAUUUAUCCUUGCACGGACCUAGACAUCAGAAGACCACCUGUGCCCUCUUUUCACAUGAAGACCUGGACGUGUCUCAGGGAGCAACGACAGACUCUCCACUUAGAAACCUUAGUUUGAAUGUUUCAAGCUAGGAAUUAAUACAGCUCUUCACUUCUACUUACGGUUGCAUGCUCAGCGCUGGGUUCGCCACAGCUCGUUGGCAGGUGUAGCUCUUUCUGCCUCGAAAUCGAUUUACAUCAAGUCACUUACCUUUCUGAAGGAACGGCGUAGUGAAGGUUCUACGUUCUUGGAGUCUGACACUCUUGAAGUGGUGUCUUUUGAAAUAUUUCUUUAAAACCUGCCCCCAAAGAGAAAGUUAUAUUUCCUGUACGUGCAUACGUGUUUAUAGCAUCUGCCAUUAAAACAACAGCGCUUGCAGACCGGGC
This is a messenger RNA of Suricata suricatta (meerkat), 2429 nucleotides long. It is a transcript of the gene LCLAT1, whose product is annotated as lysocardiolipin acyltransferase 1. Lineage: Eukaryota; Metazoa; Chordata; Mammalia; Carnivora; Herpestidae. The record is from RefSeq and is a predicted model, not a curated record. The coding region runs from base 271 to 1437 and encodes 388 amino acids. Gene Ontology annotation, molecular function: acyltransferase activity. The transcript has 7 exons. Gene Ontology annotation, cellular component: endomembrane system.